UCGCGACGCGACCCUUCGACUUUGGUUCUCCCGCGCGCGUUCCGCGCUCCGCUAAUACCGGUGGUACUUACCAUCGUUCCGAUCACCGAGUCGAUUUUUUUAACGUACCGGUCAUUGCACAGUGAUAUCUGUUCAGAGUUCUAUUCGAACAGGGGCGAAAGCGUCGUCGUCGUCGUCGUCGUCGUUUCGUUUCGUUUCGUUUCGUUUCCCGUUUCCCGUCACGGGUGAUGUGUGCCGUUUGUCGUAUCCCUCGACCCGUUUCCGUAGGAAUUACGAACAAGUGAUCCGAGGGUAACAGACCAGAGAGAUAUCGGAUGUUACGCACAAUCAUGUACAACAAUUUAUCAGGAAUGGCUUACCUCGAAGUAAUCUUAUUUUUAUGUUCGAUGGUCACUUUCAUGGUCGGCAAUUGUGAAACAAAGUCAGAAAAUAGUAACAAAGAUGUAAACCUGCCAGGGUUCCUAUCAGAGUUCAAUUUGUCCGAUAUAGGGGCAUCCGUAGAAAACGAAGAGUCAUUGAAAAAGCUAGUGAAAAGACUGGCACCGGAGAAGAAUGGCGAGUACCAAGUUUAUCAAGUCUUCUUCGGCAACGCGGAUCUUCUCAAGGAAUGGCUCAAAGGAGCGGGCGUUACCGGACAGCCCGGGGUAGAUUUCCCAGCUCUUACGUCGAUUCCGGCUACCUCAUUUAGCUGCCGAGGCCUAAAAGGUGGUUACUACGCGGACUUGGAAACGAAUUGUCAAGUAUUCCACAUUUGCGACAACGGACGGAAGAUAUCGUUCCUAUGCCCGAACGGUACCAUCUUCCAGCAAUCGCAGCUAAUAUGCGAUUGGUGGUUCAAGGUGGACUGCAGUAAGUCCGCGGAAUUGUACGAGCAGAGUAGCGAACAGUUCCUCGAGGACGAGAAACGGCGAGCCGAGUCACGAAAGCCGAGACCAGACUACCAGCAGUCGAUCGAAGGGGAACAGCAAGAUUACUACGACGUGCAGAAUCUCAAUUACGACGGUAAACAGAACGGGAGGAUCCAACCGUACGAGGAGCCACCGCAAGAGAAUCAAGUGCAACCGAACAGAGAGAGACUCAAACCAUCCCGACACUACGACUCGGGCAAUAAUUUCAAUCAGGAAUCAAAUGCGCAGAAAGAGGGUAAUCAACUGUUCGAGUCCAACGGGUUCCAACCCAAACAGUCUUCUAAUUUGAAGCAGCAGUUCAGUCAAUACAGAAAUACCGAGGAUGGAAACGUCAACAGACAUUCAACGACCAGUCAGGAUUAUUAUAGUACACCGAAGAAGGCUCAGAAUUAUAACGUCGCUAACAGAAACCAGAAUAAUCAACGGGACGACAAAGGGACGCUAAAGAAGUUAAAGUUCAAGGGUCUGACAAGGAACAGUACUCUCCCCGCUACUAGACCCACGCCGGCUUAUACAGAAUCGACGACCUUCAGAGCGAGCAAUACCAGCCCUAUAAAAGAGUCUCAACAAUUCGCGGAGAGCGCGGCAUUCGUCGGCAGAUCUAGGAAUCGGUUCAACGAGAACACUGGCAAUACGCAUCAGUAUUAUUAUCAAGUGUACAUUAAUCGGGAUUCCAGCACGCGAAGUCCAAACUACGAUUCCACCACGUGGAGGCAGGACAACGAAAACGACGUCUCCACGCAGAGACCCGAUUUCGUUCCUUACACCGACACAUCUUCUACACAGUACGAGACGACUACAGUCCCGUGCAACGACGAUAUCACCACGGAGAACAUAUUCUCGUCUACUAACUUCGAUACACAAUCCGUGACCGAGUCUCUCGAAUUUGCGAACAGUAAUUACGAGUAUCGUGGGAACGGAAGACAAACAGCAAACGUUCGAAGUAGUUUCGUCGAUAAGAAUACUUAUAAUACCAGAGAAUCUAGUAGAGUGGCUAAUGUCAAAGUAGGAACGAUUCCUUCGACGACCCGCUCGUAUGCGACUACCGAAGUCUAUCGCCAGAACACUUUAACACCGAGUUCUUCGCAGCAAAGGUACACGACCAAUUAUUUUUCGCCUACACCGACUGCGUCUUUUCGCAGCAACAAUUUCGGACGUACUACUGAACGGCCAGUAACUCGAAACACGAACAGCAAUCAGUUUAAUAAAUUCAAUAGCGAUACCAGAGGAAGUAAUAAGAAUCCUUCUACGGCAUCGCCGGGCUAUCGACAAAACCUCGUCAGCUCGACCACGGACAAGCCUAGAACCACCUUGGCUUACCAACCGAAUACCGUGACGGAAAAGGAUUUGAGUCCUUAUGAUAGAAGUUUUACGUAUAAACAGGGCAAAGUGAUGUCUACAUUGGGUCCUUACGUUCCUUUUACAAAGAACUACGCCAGUACUACUUCUAAGCCUGUUCCAUACACCCCCACCGUGCCUACUUACACCACAACUUACACUUCGCCAAAACCGAGACUGAAGUACCCCGCCCCGACAUCUUUGAGCAAAAUCAAGCCGAACGCGGGCCGUCUGUCCGAAAGGGAACACGCGAUCAGUAUGUUGAACUCUCUCAAGAGCCUAGAGAACAGCGUGCCCAGUUUAUCCGACGCAUUAAAGGAAACCGACAAGACUUUCAACGUUUCCGUACCACCGGCAGUCUCCACUCUGCACUCGUUGGCUUUGUAUUUCUCCACAGCCACUGAGAACUUUGAUUCGAAUGAAACAACUGACUCACCCAUAGAAUCCGUGGAGGUUGUACAGAAAUCUAAAAAGACUAACGAAGCGGUAAAAGUUCCGGCUACCAUUCUGACGCAGCACACUCUCAACUCGUACGCUGAUUUAUUUAAACUGAACGAUGCUGCGGAGUCUAACAACGUGACCAUGGAGGAUCGUUUGGACAACUCGAAUGGAUACGACGAUUACGAAGAUGACCUGGAGCUUCAACAAAGCGGGGGAUCGUUGGACGAUCUCCGAAGAUCGAACAGCACCAGGCUUCGAGAAUUGGCGCAAGUGUUCACUCAUGCUCUGUCUGCUUAUUUGCUGGAUCCAGACGCGUUCAAAAAGGUCCUCACAGAAAUCAGACCUACCGAGCCGUCUCUUAGUACGGAAGAAACUGACGAAUGGAAAACUACCACGGACUAUCCUUUCGACGAAAACAACACUUUGUUGAUUAGAGAAAGAGACGAAGUCCUAGAUUACUCUGAAGACGCUAACGACAUCAGACAGAAACUGACGACUAUUUAUCCCACCACGUUCGAACCUCCCACGACUACGGAAAACGUUUACGACACUUUGAGCACGUUGCCUAGCAGUUAUUACACUACUUCUAGAACUUCUUCACAAGACGUCUUCGAACAUACCACAGACGCAGCUAAUACGUAUGCCGAGACUACUUUGCCUCCAACGGAGACUACAAUUACCGUAGAACAAAACAGUACUCCGUAUGAAAGCGACUCGAGCAGAUUUCCUAAUCAGAACAAUAUGGAAUCGACAGCAACGGAUAAUUAUGAUAGCUCCGAAGACGUUGGGGCACAGAAUCGAGUCGGUGGGUUCCAAAAUAACAGCGCCACGACGGUCACCGAAUCGUACGAAGAGAAAUUAUUUGCUAUCACCCCCGCGAGUGACAAUUACGUGGUCUCGCCUACUCCUUCUCCCCCCUUGAUGCACAUGCACAUGAUUAAUUUCAAUUGGAACAAGAAAUCAUCGAGCAGGAAGCCCGAACAGCAAUUGACUCCUCCAUUCUUCGACACCUACUUGGAAUCGAUUCGAAAGGAUAACAACAAGAUUCUGGCGUCCUUAAAUCCAGAGAAUUACCCUAGUACUCCGAUCUCAGCGCACAGCACCCGCGCUACAACGUUAGGCUCUACCAAAAGCUACGAGACCUCGACUAUUCAACCUCGUAAGGCAUCCCGUCAUAGAUCGCAGUUAUCCGAGUCAAAAUCAAGCGGAAUUUCACGAAGUAGCCACGCGAAUCUAAAAAAUGUUCACAAUCGCGUAGCCGAGACCACCGAAAGACCAGAGAAAACCUCAACACUCAGGAUUACUGAACCGGUGCCUACGACCACUAAUGGAGAUGUUACACCUUGCGAGAACACUGACUCCAGCGAAUCCUUCGAAUCAAAUAACGAAAAAGAGACUAAGGACAGCGAUUACUGGACUUCGUCGCCAGCUGUGACAAACUUAUGGAAGACCUCUGUGUUCGUCGAUCCUCAGAGGAUUAAUCACGAUUUAGGGCCGGACUCCGGCUCGACCGUUACCUCGGGAACGUUCGCCGUCACCGACAGCCAGGAAUAUGGGAACACGCGUUCCGUGGGUGAAGACAUAUCCAGCAGUUCGGAAGAAUCGUUCAUCGACGACGAGGAUCUGCCACCUCCUGCCCAGAGAUUAUCUAGAGACAAGGACUCGCCUACUACGUUUUCUUUGCUACCAGCGUCAUUCGUCGCUGACAGUACAGUGACACCGAGACCGUUGAUCACUACGAAGUCCAGCAUCACUACUACCAUAACUUCCAGCAUCACGUCGACGAAAGCAUUGCCACAGGAAAGUCUAGCGACUUUAUUACCGCAGGCGGCGUUGAACGGAACGGAAAACGAAAUCGCCGACAGACUGUUCGGAAAACUAAAUGUUUCGAGCACUAACACGCUGAUGAGGGUGAUGAAAGAGGUAGAUAGCAACGAGACUGUCAGGCAGCUGGUGUUGCUUCUAAUAAGACACUGUAGCGAUCCGACGAACAAAACGAUGCAACGGGAGAAAGAUGAAUUGCUGAACGCGUUGCUUAAAUUACCCGUGAGCGAGUUCUCCUCCGAGGAGUCCAGGAACAUCGUUGCUGGGAUUAAUCAGCUGAGCGCGCCAGUCGUUAGGUCGACUAAUCACGUGAGAAGCACUACUCCGGUGGUGGUCACAGAACCCCCGGUGACUACGUUCAGAAGUAGGAAAAGUCGAAAAUUCCGAACUACCACGGAAAGUUCGGCAAAUAUUAUAAGACGGUCGGAGAAGGAGGCCGCGACGGAUGGGAAUAAUUCCUUGCAGGAGGACGAGGCGUCCGCAUCGGACAACAGGGCUUUAGAGCUACUCAGAUCAUUGUACACGAUAGCUACUAAAUGGGGUUGAAAUUGAAAGAUAGUGUAGCGGGGAUCGUCUUUUAUCGAUGGGGCCUGAACACGAAUUUUCUUUCUGAAACGUGUCAUUUCAAAUAAUUGAUGUUACUUUAGUUUGCUUAGGGACAACGGGACGUCGUAAGACGCAACUGUUGCAGGUCAUAGCUUUUCAAUUAAUCUGAAAUAAAAAUGUCAGGGGAACGAUUAAAAAUACAAAAACUAUUUUUUUGUAAAUGCAAAAAUAUUUGCUUGCUUGAAAUGUUUAUUGCGAGACAACUUGUAACAGUUAUGUAAAUCGUUCUAUGUAUCAAUAGUCGAUUUUUCGAUGUAUUAAGGAAUCCAAUUGAUUGAAUCGAUCAAUUGGAAAUAUUUUUAAUUAUACCCUUAGAUCAUUCUUGCAGAAUCUGCUUCUCGAUAUGAUUUAAAAGAUCUGAUGCUGAGGAACUGAAAUGUUUCUGUGGGUGAUGGGAACUCAAUAUGUACUUAUUAAUAAUUAAUCUGAUGAAAAUACAGGAUGAUCGUAAAAUCCCUGUACAUUUUUUGAAAAGGUCUAAAUAUAUUUUCAAUUUAUCUUCAGUAAUAGUCGAUUACAAUAACUGUCCAUGGUAUCAACAAUGUACCAUAUCUAUUUAGAUGGUUAAAUGUAAAUUAGAAAAGAAAAACGUUUUAUGCAGAUGCCUUAUUCAGAAAAUGUAUCGGGGAAUAUUGUUUCGUAUUUUUCCUCGCAAUUUAUACACACGGAAUUUCUCAAAGAUGUGAUGUAAUGGGAAGACAUUACGGCAUUAUAAUGAACGACUCCCGAUUAAUUUCAUUUGAAAUGCAUACGCGUCAUGGACGAAUGGCUCGGUGGAACAAUGAAAUUCUUUGGAAUUCGCUCGUUAGAUUGUAAAUUGAAUACUCUCUCUUAAAACAUACAUAUAUCACUGGAGGCAGCUUCACAAGCUAAAUGCUCAGCUGCAUGGUACUUGGUACCUCUCUCUCACAGCACGGUAUUGGCUACAACACUCGCCUUACUUGUCAAUAAGCAAUGAGAUAGCAAAGCAAUUUGAUAGAGAAAGGUGCAGGCGAAUCCGGUGCUGCGAAAAGAAAGCAGCAUGUAGAAUCUGCAUUAUAGAUAAAUUGCAUUUCUCUCUUUUUAUGAGUCUGUCUACUCUACACUUUUGACAUAUAUGGAAACUGGCUCCAGUAUGUAUGCUCCAAGUACUCUCUACUACGUAUUGCACCUGAAAUCGUAACAGUAUUAAAUCGUAUAUCGUGCAUGUACCUACGAAAUACACUGUACCAUAAUUGUUAUCUACGUGCAUCAAACGAAUAAGGAUUUCGAUGUCCUAUGUUUACCUCGACGGGAGAUAUGAAUUUGUAUAUCUAACUGUAUUGCAGUAUACAUGUAUAAUUUUUAAGGAUCGCGAAAUAUUAAUCGCUUCCUUCAGGAAGGAUUGGGAACUCGUAAAUUUAGAACUCGUUACAGCAAAAUUAUUACUUGGGAUCGCUUUGAAUCUUGGUGCUGGUGUGCUUUUAUGUGUCAGGGUAUCACUGUAUGUUAAAAGAGUAACAAUUUUAAGGUACGAGACCCUUGUUCCGUCCAUAAUGUUUCAAUAAAAAUCUUACUUCCGGAACUGUACUUCUUAUUCUGUACGGAGAAGUACAACACGUUCCUUUAUGUUUUCUAACAAAGUUUUCUACUUUAUUUUAAAGAUCGUUUACAUUCGAUUGUAACAAUUGUACUUCGUAUCAAGAGUAUUAAAAAUCGGCGCCCGAUACUUAAGUUGGCACAGUAACAUAUUAUGUAAAAUACAUUUGUACAGAAUGUGAAUAAAUAAAAGAGGGUUUUGUUAAUGUUUA
Messenger RNA from Ceratina calcarata, 6886 nucleotides. It is a transcript of the gene thw, whose product is annotated as chitin-binding domain protein thawb. NCBI's taxonomy places the organism in Eukaryota, Metazoa, Arthropoda, Insecta, Hymenoptera, Apidae. Gene Ontology annotation, molecular function: chitin binding. Gene Ontology annotation, cellular component: extracellular region. The transcript has 7 exons. The record is from RefSeq and is a predicted model, not a curated record. The coding region runs from base 315 to 5057 and encodes 1580 amino acids.